CCUUUGGGUGCAGAUAAUAUGAAUAAGACAUAACCACUUGCUUCAUGCUGGUGAAUAAUUCGAUUUUAAAAAGAAUAUAUUGGACAAAAUACCUAAUUCCAAUAUUAUGUAGUCCAUGAAAUUUGGGUAAAACUAAGAGAAUGUUUUCAUAGUACUGUACCAGCAGUAAGACUGGUGAGAUUUCCAUUAACUGCGUUAGACGCUGCAGUUUGAACGUUGUAAGCAUUUUCUCCACAGUGUGCCAGGCUGUAUAUGUUAACAUACAGUAUAUUAAAGCAGUCUGGUAAAAAUGCUCAUCCGUGUCACCGGUAAUCAGUUCUAUCUAUUUAUUGAUGUGUUUGGACCCCAGUGACUGUGUGUUUGGUCUAUCACAUGUGAGAGAGAGAGAUAAGAAGCAGGCGGAUGCGUGGUAACAUCCCACAACAAGCAAACUAAAGCAAAAGCAGAAGUGAGUGCUGGUAGUGUGGUCAUGACUCAUUUCUUCAUUAUUUCGAGUAAAUGCACUAAUUUUCUCACUCCCUCUCCCCUCGCUCUAUCUGUAUACACCCAACUUCUCAUCUCAUCGACAGACUUCUGGAUGUUGUGAAUACACACAGGAACGUUUCCCGAGGCAGAGUCGGAAAAACAAGGGGCCCCCCGCCCUGUCUGUCCACAGGAAUGAUGCCUCUUUUUUGGGUUGUGCUUUGGUCCAUGCUCCCUCCUCUGGCUUUCUCCUGUGGUCCAGACUGUUGUAUCGUCCACGAGGGCAGCGAGUUGCAGAAAACGUCUCCGUUGCUGAAAUCCUUACAGUGCCACAACGACUACAAGUCUCAUGUCCACUGCAAGUGGAGGGAACGCGCAAACGAAACACUGCAGCUCUGGUUCAAGGAAGGAAAGAACAGGAAGCAGUGCACGCCUUACAGUGCUGAAGUACAGGAUGCAAGCGAGCCCAGGACUGUCCAGUGUAGAUAUGAAACCCGUGUAUUUUCCAUUGGCAUCGUACACACCGUCUUCUUCCUCAAGAACAAAACGCUGACCUUCUGCUCAUCUGUCCCACACAAGCUCCUGGAUCUGUCCGAGUACUUGAGAGCCCGCCCACCGGUGAAUCUGUCCACACGGGGUGCAGGCGAUGGAGGCAGACGGCUCAGUUGGUCCAGCCCUUACCCCUCCUCCUCCUCCCUGAACAAGCACAUCACCUAUCAGCUCAGCUACAGGACAGACAGACAGGACAACUGGACGACUGAGGACGUCACAAACACCAGUGUGAAACUAGAGGAGCGACUGUUGCUCCCGGGCUGCAGGUAUGAGGCCAGGGUGAGGGCCCGGGUCAGCGUGGGUCAGUGGAGCGACUGGAGUCCUGUGGUGACCUGGCGCACUGAAGACACUGGGCAGUUUCCCAGUUUGCAUUGCGUGCUGGAUGGAGAGAAGGCAGUGAUGUGUAGCUGGGAGGUGAGCAGAGAGGUGGAUCACUUCAUCACCUACCAGCUGGAAUGUCGACACAACCAGACUGCGCCGUCCAAGAGAUGCUGUGUGAACCCAACGGUCAGCUCUGACCUCGGCAGGGCUGUGCUGAGGUACAGCUGCCCACUGACUGUCGCAGACCCCGCACAUCUGCUCGUGGAGCUCAUUCCAGCACGCACAGCCAAGAGCUUUGAGGUCGACAAACACAUUCGUCCCAGCCCACCGCGGCAGGUGAAGGUGAGGCAGAAAGACACCAACUGGAUGGUGGAAUGGAUAAAUCCAAGCACAGCUUCAAAACCCAGACUGUAUUAUCAGGUGUGCUAUUACAGGAAGCAGGAUCAGGGAUCGUGUGUCCUGCAGAACAUUUCAGAGGGGUCCACAUCCCUGAGCAUCCUGGGAGCCUCUCUAGCCCCGUCCCAGGACUACCAAGUCAAGGUCAGGUCGCUGGUCGUCCCCAAGCACUAUGAAGGAAUCCCCUCUGAAUGGACCGAUCCUAAGGACUGGACCUCGCAAGAGGCCAUCUGGUCCCCAACAAUGCUGAUCUAUUUCACCAUCGGUGUGUUUGUGGCCGCUGUCUUCCUCACACUCUACUGCACCAUUCCAGCUUGUCAAAGAAGGGCAAUUCUGUGGGUGGACUCAGUCCCUUCUCCAGGCAAAAGCAAAAUCCUGUCCGAGAUCAAGUCUUCCACCAAUUGGACCCUUAUGCAGAGUGAGAGCAUGACCAUCUGCAAAGUGAUGCGUUUGGACAGCGUGUCGACAUGCUCCUCCGCAGACGCUUUGCUGUGGCCAACCAAGGACACGGAACAAAAGCGUCUGGUGCGUCUGGAGCAGGACGAGGGCUGCUGGAAGUGUGAUAAACUGUCCCCCCCUGCUGAGAAGGAUAAACACUGUGACACAUCCUCCAUGAGCUUCAGCGGUCCCUACAUCUUCUGUCAGUCGUCAGUGGCAAGCUGCAAGUCAGCGGAUGUUAAGUGUGAAGAGAAAGAGAAGGACCAAGAAACCCCAUCAGACGACUCUCCAUCUCCUUCGCCGGUGAAUUUCGCCCUUUACGGGGAAGGUUAUGUGCGUCUGCCCGGCCGCAGCGUCUCCAGGUCCACACAAGAUCUUGUAUCUCACAGCGGCGCCGACGCGAACACACACAGGCUCGACAGCGCAGCGCAGGACCAACAGUGUCCAGACGAAACGGACGUGCAGCCGGGCCCCAACGAGGACGCUAGCAGCCAUCAGCCUCCAGCCUACACCUCAGAACCCUUCACCCCCUGGCCUCAGGGGGGCACCGCACUGGCCUCAGGGUACUGCCACCUCCCCGCUGCUUUCAUGAGAGCAGCAAAGUGAACUGAAGCAGGACAUAUGAGGCUUUCUCAUCAGAUAUAACAAGUAAUCAAUCUGUGAUUUCUUGUUUUUUUAUCAGCUUUCCACUUUAUUUUAAGCUACAUAUGCUUCCAUGUGAACAAAUGCAUUUGCUGAAUUUGAUUUUAUACGUUAGAAAUGAACCAUUUUGAUGGUUAUAUCUGACCAAACAUCAGGCUGGAUGGCUGACCAAUGGAGGGCAGUAGUGAGCUGAGCCUUUUGAGUCUAUGGGAUGGACUUCAGUAAGUCUUUUUUUUUUGGAAACUUCCUCACACAUUCCAGGUCAGAAUGAAAUAACAGAAGCACCUUACACUCUGAUAUAGUACAAUACAACCGCCCCCCCCCUUAAAAUAAAUACCUUUGUGAAGUUCAGACGGUUUCAUUUCCUGGUCAGAGAGAUUCAUCAUAAUAAUCACUUCCUUCCUUGUAUAUUUUUCCCAGACAUGUAAAUAUGUUACUCACAGAAUGUAUGGACAUGUCUAACACACAGAUUCUUAAGAGCUGUGUUGAAAUGUAGCCCAUUUUUAUUCCUUCCCUGAAUUCCCCGUCUCUCUCUCUCACAGCUGAGAUGGAAGACGCAGAAUUAUGUCAACUGCAUUUCAUGGGAAAAGUGUGAAAGUUCGCUGACAGCCAUGUUCGCUGCGGUCAUGUAUGCACGUUUGCACAAAGGUGUGUGAGUUAGGACCUUGUUGUCAAUACUGUAGCCAAUGUGUUGCUGAAUGUAUAUAUACAGUAUGUUAUAUAGACGCCGAUGUGCUGCCAUGUUGUGUGGCACCAGCAAUGUCGCUGUGUGCAAGUCUUUAGUUGUCGACUGGGGCCUACAGAGACAUUAAAUUAAAUGACAAUGUACAUAGAAAAUGUUCAGUGUCAAUACAUGAGACUUGCCAUCUUCUUCAGGUAUGUCACUUACAGUACAGGCUCUAUAACUGCUGAUAAAAUAAUGUAAGUUAGCAAUGUCUGCUGCACUUUUCUAUUGUGCUCAUAACUUAAACUAUUUAAGAAAGCCUUCUCACCACAAACACCCAGACAUAAACAAGGUGUUUAAAGUUUUCAGGCUGGCUGGCAAACUGCGUUGGCCUCUUAGUUGCCAGUUUAUAAUGUAAAACAAGCUAAAACUGAUGCAGUCUGAUGGAACUGUCCUGCAAUAAAUCCUGCCGCCACAAAGGCUGUAAUGUUCAGUUUUUGUUGAAACUGUUUCAGAGAGAACUUGAAGUGUAUUGUGAUCAGUGGUUUUCAAACUGUGUCUGUCAUCCUCAUCUUUUAAAAUAUCAAUCCCUCUUCUAUUAUAAUAAAAUGUCUCUUUGAAAAAGAAA
Molecule: messenger RNA, 4103 nt
Organism: Anarrhichthys ocellatus (wolf-eel)
Lineage: Eukaryota; Metazoa; Chordata; Actinopteri; Perciformes; Anarhichadidae
Gene: csf2rb
Product: colony stimulating factor 2 receptor subunit beta
Exons: 14
Coding region: 658-2775 (705 amino acids)
Biological process (GO): cytokine-mediated signaling pathway
Cellular component (GO): external side of plasma membrane
Molecular function (GO): cytokine receptor activity; protein binding
Source: RefSeq, a predicted model, not a curated record